CAGCAGGAGCAGCAAAAGCAGCAGCAGCAGCAGAAGCAGCAGCAGCAGCAAAAGCAGCGGCAGCAGCAAGAAAAAGAACCGGCUGCAGCAGAGGGCGCUGCAGCUGCAGCUGCAGAGCAAGAAAGAGAGGCACCCUGUGCGGCGGAACCAGCAGCAGCAGCAGCAGCAGCAGCAGCAGGGCAGCAGCAACUUAGUGCUGCUGCAUGCGAGGAGUGGCUGCGCUCGCUGCUUCAAGACAGCAGCUACACGAGGCCUCGCGUGCUGCUGCUGCUGCCUUUCCGUUCGGCAGCAAAAGAAGUGGUGGACGCCAUGCUGCAGAUGCUGCCGCCGGGCUUCCAGGUUCUGAACGAGAAGAGGUACCGGGCGUCUUUUGGGCCGUCUGAAGAGGGUGGCGCUGCUGCUGCUGCUGCUGCUGCAGCAGCAGAGCAGCAGCAAAGCUUCCUGAAGGCGCGGCGGCCCCGGGACUUCAGGGCCACUUUUGGCGGCAGCAGCAGCGACAACUUCAGCCUGGGCAUUCGCCUCAGCAGCAAAUCCAUUUCUCUUUGCUGCUCGCUGCAGGGCAGCGACAUUCUUGUUGCUUCUCCCCUCGCCCUCCGCAUCCUCACUGGCGCAAAGGGCGAAGCAAAAAGGGAAUUUGACUUUUUGUCUUCUUUGGAAAUCAUUAUAAUUGACAGGGCAGAUAUCAUCGCGCUGCAGAACUGGCAGCUCCUCAAGGAGGUCUUGGAGGUGUGCAACCUGCCACCGCAGCGCUACACGUCUUUCGAUAUUCGGCGGCUGCGGCCCUCCAUGGCUGCUGCUGUGGGGCAAACAGAUCGGCAGCUAGUGGUUUGCUGCAGCGGGAGAAGCAGCAGAUUUGGAGCUUUGCUGCAGAGCUUUUCAGCAAACAGAAGGGGCUGUCUGCAGCUGUUUGAGCCUCGUCUUGCUGCAGUUUGCAUGCCUUUGGACAUUCCCUCGCGCGACCUUGCUGCUGCUGCUGCCGCUGCAGCAGCAGCCGCAGCAGCAGCAAGUGCCGGGGAGCAGGCGGGCGAAGCAGGUGAAAGGAGCGAGGCGGCAAAGGCAGUCGCGGCAGCAGAUGCUGCUGCUGCUGAAGUUGCUGCAGCGGCUGCUGCAGCAGACGCUGCCAUCUUGGAGGCAGCAGAAGCAGCAGCAGCAGCAGGACAGCCACGAGGCUUUGUUCCUGCUACUCUCCGCUGCAGCCGCGCCGGCGCCCAGCAGCUUUUCUGUUUAGUCAGCUGCAAAGCCUUCAAGCAUACUCAGAGAGACCUAAUAAACUACUUCUGCUCUAAUGUGCUGCCAACUUUGGGCGGUGCUGCUUCUCGCGUUUUGCUGCUGGUCAAUUCCUACUUGGAGAUCUGCAGACUGCGAGUGGCUCUGAAGGAGCACUGCAUCAGCUACACGACCUGUCACGAGUACACCUCAAAUGCUAAGCUCUCAAGGGCAAGGCAGUCGUUUCUCAAAGGGGAUGUGCCAGUGCUAAUAACAACAAGCCGCUUUUGCUUCUACCGCCGCUACCGCCUUUGUGGGGCCAAAAGAAUUAUCAUGUUGGGCCCUCCGUGCAGCGCUGAGGUGUACGUACACCUGGUGACGGAGUCGCUGCCGGCUGCGGCGGACGGCGCUGCAGCAGCAGCAGCAGCAGCAGCGACGGGCGCAGCAGCAGCAGCAACCGGCAGGGUCCAGGGCUCCGUCUUGUGUUACUUCACAGCUUUUCAGCUGCAGGGACUUGAGCAGCUAAUGCCGCUGCGGCAGGCGCUGCAGCUGCUGCAGAUGCCCAAAGGCCGUGUUGUUGCUCUCAGCUAA
Molecule: messenger RNA, 1797 nt
Organism: Eimeria tenella
Lineage: Eukaryota; Apicomplexa; Conoidasida; Eucoccidiorida; Eimeriidae
Exons: 7
Biological process (GO): maturation of SSU-rRNA from tricistronic rRNA transcript (SSU-rRNA, 5.8S rRNA, LSU-rRNA)
Cellular component (GO): nucleolus; small-subunit processome
Molecular function (GO): rRNA binding; U3 snoRNA binding
Source: RefSeq, a predicted model, not a curated record